Molecule: messenger RNA, 924 nt
Organism: Pyrenophora tritici-repentis Pt-1C-BFP
Lineage: Eukaryota; Fungi; Ascomycota; Dothideomycetes; Pleosporales; Pleosporaceae
Source: RefSeq, a predicted model, not a curated record
AUGGCAGAACAACACACCUUCGACUCUACCCUAUUUUCUCAAACAAUCACCAACCCAGCAAUGAUCUCGACACCCCUGCCCCCACCACAGCAAGAAGCCAUGAUGCCCACCACCAUCAAGCUGGAGAUGAUCGAGGGCUAUGACAACUCCCCUUCACCCGCACAACACUCAUCCAGCUCGUCAGAGCCCUCACACACCCCGGCGCCCGAGAGCCAAAGUGGCUCAAAACCAGUCAAAAAGCGCAAGUCGUGGGGCCAAGUCCUCCCUGAACCAAAGACUAGCCUACCCCCACGCAAGCGUGCCAAGACCGAGGACGAGAAGGAGCAACGGCGCAUCGAACGUGUGAAGCGCAACCGCCUCGCCGCCCACAACUCACGGGAACGCAAGCGACAAGAGUACGAAGUGCUCCAGACGGAGAAGGAUGAGCUCGAAGCCAGUAUGCAGGCCUACAAACAAAAGAUUGGCGCAAAGGGAAACCGGAGCUCAACUUUCUACCGCUCAAAGGAUCCUGGGGGAGACCCCCUCAGCCAGGCUUUGACCUCUCCCAACCCACCCACGGGAGCCUUUAAAAAAUCAUCUGCCCAGGCCCAGAAACCCAAACCUCCUUUCCGCAGCCCCGAAACCGAAGGAGCAGAAGAGAUCCAUCCCGGGGCGCCUCUCGACGAGAAGCCCGCCAUGGAAGACCUCUUCGACUUCGACCAAGCCUCAAAGCGUUGUUCAACAACCACUUCUCCAGUGGAGCCCGCUUUUACUAUGGUGGACCCUUCUUCAGUCGAUAUCUUCAACUCAAACUUGUAUGAACAAAGCUUUCAUUCAAACUCUUACGGGCUUCUGGACAGCUUUGAUGCAAAGUUCAACGACUUGCAGAGUGCCUCUGGCGCAACUUCGGUUAGCGACGAGGCCCUCGCAGCGGGACAAUUUUAG